Molecule: messenger RNA, 8150 nt
Organism: Nothobranchius furzeri (turquoise killifish)
Lineage: Eukaryota; Metazoa; Chordata; Actinopteri; Cyprinodontiformes; Nothobranchiidae
Gene: kidins220a
Product: kinase D-interacting substrate 220a
Molecular function (GO): PDZ domain binding; protein kinase regulator activity
Source: RefSeq, a predicted model, not a curated record
GAGCUCAAAGGCCGUCAUCACACUUUGUUGUUUCAGGUGAUAAAACCUGUUGAAGAAGCUAGUGGCUUCAUGCUAACGUUAGCUUUUGGUCGUUAGGAGCUGGGCUGCUUGUUUUGUUUUCGUUUCCUCCUCAGGGGGAAGUCACCAAUAACAUCUUAGCUAAAAUGUGAAACAUGUUUUUUUUCUGUUGCUGGUAAACUUUGAAGCCAUUUUUAAUGUUUUUGUUUACUUUUUAGACUCGAGUGCAGCCAACAUUUACGGUUCAGUUGCAAAAUCAACAAGAAAUGCAACUAAUGUUUGUUUAUAUCAUGCUGAUGUGAGGUCCUGGCUCUUCUGAGAACUUAAAAUAAUUUCCAAGUGGGCCUGUUAUAUGCCUGUCUAAGUCCAGCCAAGGAACAAAGUUUUCCCAAUGUGAAGUUCAUCACUGUAUUCUUUUUUAUUUUUUUUAAACCAAAACGUGUGCCAAAAUGAUAAACAAAGGCUAAAAUGACAGUAUAAAGGCUCAAAUUCUCGUUUUGGACACAAACUGAGAAAUGCCAGUUUGUUUUAAGGCCUUGAAAGUUUCCCAGACAACCCAGUUAACCUGUCUUUUGCACCAGGGAUCUGAAUCUUCAGCAGUUUCAUGCCCACAUGAUGUGGCAUAAAGAGCUGACAAGUUAAAUUUAGAGAUCCUGUCCUGUGUCGCCUGCUCACUUCUCCAUUUACAUUUAGAUAACAAGCUCAGCUGACGGACUUAGUUUGCAUUUGUUAGUGUUUUUUGUUUGCUCUAGAUACAAAUGGAUGUCUGAAUCAGACUGCUAGUGCAGUCAACUUCUUAUGUAGGUCAUUUUUUCUGAGUUAAAGGUCAGAAGAAAAUGAGAGAAAUGACAUUAGUUGCGUAAUCCCUGUUCACAUUGCAGAAUUUAAAAUUGUCUUAUCAUGACCCCACACAUGGCUAAAUAAUAAUGAUAUACCUGUUUUUGGCUUACAGCGUGUAGUGUGCAGAUACGGCAAAAACUAACCGUUUUUACACAAAAAGACCCCACCCGGUCAGGAAGAAAACUCACAAUAUCAAACGGGACUUCCUAGUGAACAAACACGGAGUGCAGCGUGCCUCAGUCAUCUCGCUUUCUGAUUGGCUACAUGUCACAUGCAACUGGCAGCAUACUUACUUAUAGGGAUGCACCAUGAUGGGCCGAUCACCAUAUCCAAUAUUGAUAUGGUUGCUGUGGCCAAUACCCAAUAUGUACUGAUAUUAUAAUUUUAUAUGCGUGUGUGUACACACACACACACACACACACACACACACACACACACACACACACACACACACACGGUGACACUUAUGAGAGGUUUACUAUCACUGUCACAUGACCAAAGACUUACCAUGUGACCACCCCCUUUCCCGUCCCAAAACAAAAAUGAUGACGAGAUGGAAAUAAAUAUAAAUUUUAGUUAAUAUUAGCCCAGUUUUUGCUAUCAGACUGAUAUGUUACAAAUUGUCUAACAUUGGCUGAUAUGGCGGUGUUAAUGCCGAUGUAUCGUGCAUCCCUUCUUGUUUGUCCUCGAAAAUUGGACCAAGUCAAGUCAACAUGUUUGUAAACCCCAGUUUAUAAUUUGGCGCAGCUCUGACGUGCAUCCUAGCAAACCAGAUCGAUCUUAAUGCACCAGACACAAAAGGAAUAUCAGAUUUGAUACAUUACAGUAGGGCUGCACGAUAUUAAGAAAACCUAUAUUCGGUAACAAUGAUUACUAUUGCUAUGACGAUAUUACAAUAUUACUUGUGAUAAAUAAAAACUUGACUCAGGAACAAAAAUAAUCAAAAACAAAGAAAUAAAAAAAUCAUAAAAAUGAGAAAAGCAAAAGAUGUGAGGAAAGGGAAAAGGAAAAUAAUCAAGAAAAGGCAAUCAGUGGAUCCCGGGAAAAGCAGAAUCAGCAGAAAGAGCAGAACAAAGCUAACUCAGGUGUUUGCUAACCAUCAAAAUGAAGUGCCGUCUGCCUCGGGGGUGGGCAUUUAACCUAUGAGAACCCACCCAAUUGGCCAAAUGGGUGAAAAACUCUAUUUGAUUUGUUGAAAAAACAUCAUGCUUCCGUUUGAUUGACAGAAUGCAUUAUGUGUGUACGCUAUCGCGAUGACGAUAUAUUUACGAUAUAUUGUGCAGCCCUACAUUACAAUAACAAGGUGUGUCUUUAAAAUCGCAAUAAUAACAUAUAUAAUUAUUAGCACAACACUUGCUUAAUUCCCUCAAAUUCUUGUAAAUGUGACAUAUUUUGACAAACUUAUCUUACUUAAAGUGACAAUUCAUCAAUUAAAAUGACGUAUAUUGCAUUAAAUUACAAAAACAAACCAAACUUGGUGCAUCUGAGUGAUAUUCAUUGUUCUUUUAUCUGGACCAACCAUUGCAUGCAAUGGAUGGGAAUCUGGUGGAGUGUUUCUAUUGUGUAAGAGAUGGGUGUGGACUAGCCCCCUCAUCUAAUAUUCAGCUCUUUCUUAAAGGGGGGAUGCUGAGCGUGAGCCAGCAGUGCUUUUUGAUAGCCUGCACGAUUGAGCUGGAAAACUGUAGUUGUGUUGAAUUGGUGAGCUUAAAGUAACUUUACUCCACUAAGCGGUACAGGUGGUCAGCAGGCUGUCAUGGAUACCACCACUUCCCUGAAGAUGACCUCUGUGACCGUCCAGACUCUGUUUGGCUAUGUAGAGAAGGAGGACCUGGCUUCUAUCAAGGCCCAUUUGGACGAGUUCCGAGAUGUGGACUGCAGGAGCGAUAAUGGACAGACUCCCCUGAUGGUGGCGGCAGAGGUGGGCAGUCUGGAGAUAGUGCAAGAAUUAAUCAGGAGAGGAGCUUGUGUUGACAUGGAUGACGUCGACUGCUGGACUGCUCUGAUCUCAGCAGCGAAGGAGGGACACAUCGAGGUUGUGACGGAAUUGCUGGAAAACAAUGCUAACUUGGAACACAGAGAUAUGGGAGGAUGGACGGCUCUCAUGUGGGCAGCCUACAAAAAUCGGACAGAUGUGGCCCAGCUGCUUUUAAAAAGGGGGGCUAACCCUAACAUCACUGGACAGUACAGCGUCUACCCCAUCAUCUGGGCGGCAGGUCGGGGCCACGCAGAGAUUGUUCAUCUUCUGCUGCAGUAUGGAGCCAAGGUCAACUGCUCCGACAAGUAUGGCACCACUCCUUUGAUCUGGGCAGCCAGAAAGGGCCACUAUGACAGUGUGAUGCACCUCUUAGCCAACGGCGCUGACGUGGACCAGGAAGGAGCUAACUCCAUGACAGCUCUGAUUGUCGCCGUCAAAGGUGGCCACACCAAGGUUGUCAAGGAGCUCCUGAAGAGGAACCCGAACGUGAACAUGACAGACAAAGAUGGAAACACGGCCCUGGCUAUUGCUGCCAAAGAGGGACACACUGAGAUUGUGCAGGACCUGCUUGAUGCUGGCACUUAUGUUAACAACCCAGACAGGAGUGGAGAGACUGUUCUGGUUGGAGCAGUAAGAGGAGGUCAUGUUGAGAUUGUUCGGGCUCUGCUGAAUAAAUAUGCCGACGUUGAUGUUAAGGGCCAGGAUGGAAAGACUGCCCUCUACUGGGCAGUUGAGAAAGGUAACGCGGUAAUGGUGAGAGACAUCCUGCUGUGUAACCCUGACACGGAGAGCUGCACCAAGGAGGGAGAGACCCCCCUUAUUAAAGCUACAAAAAUGAGGAACAUAGAAGUAGUGGAGCUGCUGCUGGAUAAAGGAGCCAAAGUGUCUGCGGUGGACAGGAAAGGAGACACUCCUCUUCACAUCGCCAUCCGCGGACGAAGCCGAAAACUGGCUGAGCUGCUGCUGAGGAACCCUAAAGAUGGCCGCCUGUUGUACCGGCCCAACAAAGCUGGAGAAACUCCGUACAACAUCGACUGUACCCACCAGAAAAGCAUCUUGACACAGAUAUUUGGAGCCAAGCACCUGUCCCCGACCGAAUCAGAUGGAGACAUGCUGGGUUAUGACCUGUAUAGCAGCGCUCUGGCAGACAUUCUUAGCGAGCCCACCAUGCAGCCACCGAUCUGCGUCGGCCUGUAUGCUCAGUGGGGAAGCGGCAAAUCAUUUCUUCUCAAAAAACUUGAGGAUGAGAUGAAGACAUUUGCGGGACAGCAGAUAGAGCCGCUGUUCCAGUUCUCCUGGCUGGUGGUCUUCCUCACUCUGCUCCUAUGUGGCUCUGUCUCCGUCGUCUUGGGUUUCACUGUUAAUCCCAAGUUGGCAAUCGCGAUCUCCCUCAGCCUCCUCGCUCUGCUCUACAUCUUUUUCAUGUUGGUUUACUUUGGAAGCCGACGUGAGAGGGAAAACUGGAACUGGGCGUGGGUCAUCAGUACCCGCCUGGCCCGCCAGAUCGGUUACUUGGAGCUGCUUCUCAAACUGAUGUUCGUAAACCCGCUAGAGCUUCCUGAGCAGACGACUCGAGCCUUACCUGUCAGAUUUUUGUUCACAGAUUAUAACCGUCUGUCCAGCGUUGGGGGGGAGACCUCCUUAGCUGAAAUGAUCGCCACGCUGUCGGAUGCCUGUGAGAGGGAGUUUGGCUUCCUGGCCACCAGGCUUUUCAGGGUUUUUAUGAAUGAUGAAAUUAAAGGUCAAAAGUGGAAGAAGACUUGCUGUGUUCCCUCCUUUGUGCUGUUCUCAUUGACUCUUGGCUGUCUGAUCACAGGCGUGGCCCUGUUGGCCAUCUUUAAGGUGGACUCCAAGAAUCUAACGGUAAAUGCAGUUCUGAUAGCCAUGGCCAGCGUGGUAGGCCUGGCUUUGCUGCUGAACUGUAAGACCUGGUGGAAGGUAGCCGACUCUGUCCUCCACUCCCAGAGGAAACGGCUGCACGGCGCUGCCAACAACCUGCAUAAGCUCAAAAGUGAAGGAUUUAUGAAGGUCCUGAAACAUGAAGUUGAGAUGAUGUCAAAAAUAGCCAAAACGAUCGAUGGCUUCACUCAGAACCAGACACGCAUGGCUGUCAUCAUCGACGGGCUAGACGCCUGUGAACAGGACAAAGUGCUGCAGAUGUUGGACACAGUGAGGGUACUCUUCUCGAAGGGUCCUUUUAUCUCCAUCUUUGCCAGCGACCCCCAUAUUAUAAUAAAAGCUAUUAACCAAAACCUCAACAGCGUGCUGAGAGACUCGAACAUCAACGGGCACGACUACAUGAGAAACAUCGUCCACCUUCCCGUAUUCCUCAACAGCAGAGGGCUCAGUCGAGCCAAAAAACUUUGCAUGGCACCCUCCAACAAUGGAGAGGCUCUGCCUGCUGAAGGAUGGCCUGAAGACCCAGACAGGAAGGUGUCUCAGAACAGUUUGUCCCAAGAGCAGGGCAAGCUUGGCAGCAAGAAUGCACUAAACCGACGGGACACGUACCGUCGUCGUCAGAUGCAGAGGACCCUCACCCGACAGAUGUCCUUUGACCUGACUAAGCUUCUGGUGACUGAAGACUGGUUCUGUGACAUCAGUCCGCAGACUAUGAGGAGGCUGCUGAACAUCGUUUCCAUCACAGGACGCCUUUUACGGGCCAAUCAGAUCAUCUUUAACUGGGACCGCCUGGCGUCCUGGAUCCACCUGACGGAGGAGUGGCCGUACAGGACGUCGUGGAUCAUCCUCUUCUUGGAAGAAGCUGACGGAGUGUCGGAUCAGGUCACUCUCAAGACGAUAUAUGAGAGAAUCUCCAAAAACAUCCCCACCACCAAGGAUGUAGAGCCUCUGCUGGAGAUCGAUGGAGACAUCCGUAGCUUUGAGGUCUUCCUGUCCUCCAGGACGCCGGUUCUUACUGCCAGAGAUGUGGAGAUGUUUCUUCACUGCACCGUCAACCUGGACCCCAAGCUCAGGGAAAUCAUAGCAGAUGUGCGUGCGGCCAGGGAGCAGAUUCAUAUGGGAGGAGUGACCUAUCCCACGCUGCCCUUCCAAGAGACGAUGCCCCGCCCCCAACCAGUGUACGGUCAGCCCUCUGCAGCCUGCACACCAACGGGCUCCUUCGCCGGAUCGCUGCCUCCUCAGCCCCACAGCUCCUACUUCAGCGGGAUCAACGGCCCGCAGCACCCCUUCUACAACCGGCCUUAUUUCCCCCAUCAUGUGUAUCAACUGCCUCGACAUUACUCCCAACCCGUCCCCCCGUCCACACGCCCUCCCAUUAAACCACCCAGUCAGCCUCAGGACACCAGUGGACUCCAUUUAAAGUCGCUGCCUUACAAAUUGAAGCAGCUGUGUCCCACAGUUCUGCUCAGCUCCUUGAGCACUGAGGCGGUGUGCGAGCGACUCAAACUGAUAGACGGACUCGACCUCAACAUGUUGCCUCACUAUGCAGCUAAGAUCAAAAAGGCUAACAUCAACGGCCGAGUGCUCACUCACUGCAACUUAGAUGAGCUGAAGAAGGAAAUGGAGAUGAACUUUGGUGACUGGCAGCUCUUCAGAGGAAUGGUGAUAGAGCAACGACACGCCGAGAGCCAGGCGGCGCUGCAGGACGAGUCCCGAGCUGCCAGCGAGCAGGGCAGCAGCGUGGUCCACGUGGAGCCGAGCAGACGCUCAGGAGUAGCGCAGCACGAAGCAGGCGCCUUCAGCCUCAACCUCAGCUUCGAGGAGCUGAGCAGCGUGGGGCUGGAAGAGCCUCCGAGGCGCAGCAACAACACACACUGGCCGGUGGUGAAUCUUCGCACUUCCAGCAUGUCCAGCCUCAACUCCCAGGAAUCAUCCAACGACAUCUGUAAGCUGACAGACAAGCAUCAGGCUGAGUAUCGGGACGCCUACAGGGAGUACAUCGCUCAUGUGGCCCAGCUGGAGAUGUCCGGCAGCGUGGGGGAGAGGCCCGUCCAACCCCAUCCUGGACAGUUCCUGCAGUCCACCAGCCCAGAGGACAAAGCGGCCAAAGAAGGAACAGACCAAGAUGGCCGUAAACCCUUCAACAAGAGAGCCUCCAAGAGUAGCGACGCCACAGAUUUCGUCUCCGGCGCCGAUGCUCUGCUCCUAGACCCCAUCAGUGAAGAGGAUGAGAAGCUGGACCACAGCUUGUCCUCGAGGACCUCAGGCUCGAGGAAGAAGGGAGCUGGAUCAUUAUACCACAAGCUGUGUAAUGAAGAAGACUCAGGCCCAGAUGAAGCCGACAACACCACACCGCUCCUCCGCAAGGAGACGAGAGCCAGCGCUCCGUCUUUUCAUCAGAGCUCCCAAACCGCCGGGCCGUUGACCAAGCCUGGCCUCCUUACAGGAAUCCUCCUGGAUAAGAAGGACUCCUCCGACUCAGGGAUGCGCUCCAGCGACAGUUCUCCGGAUCCCUCCUUGGAGGAGACUGAAGGAGGUGCGGGCAGACAGAGGGAAGAACCGAGGCCCGGUCUGAUUGAGCUGGAGCUGGAGGGGCUGGUGAAGAAGAGAGGCGUCCUCCCGAGCAGACUGAGUGACCUGCAGGACGCCGCAGUGGCCCGCAUGUCCAUCUGCUCUGACGCUCCGUCUGAAGCAAGCCUCAUGGCCAGCAGCCCAGAUGAGGGCUGGUCAGCCAACGAGGUCAGCAACCUGAACCGCAGCGCCAGCAACACCACCCUCAACAACAACACGAGCAGCCCCAACAACUCCAACACCAACAACAGCCGUCAGCAGCAGGACAACACCUCCUCCUCCUCCGCCAGCAUUGUCUUCUCCCCAGAGAUCAUCAUCACCCCCGGCAGCAGCACCGCCAACACCACGGCGGCCACCAUCCACCACAACCAGAACCUGUGCAGCAUCAGCCUGGGAGACGAGAGGGAGAGCAUCCUCUGAGAACUGUUAGGGAGGUUUUAGCUGAUGGUGUUGUGACGUGUCCCCAAGAUUCAGAGCUUGUGUGUGUGUGUUCUGUAGUUAGAAGGUGUAGCUGUGAAUCCAACAUUAAGCUUUAAAAAUCCAAAGUUAUUUGGAUCUUGUCACCAAAACCAUCAGAGACUCCAGGGUUUAGCGUGUUUUCUCUCCCGUGUGGUGCUGUUGUGUAGCAUUUUUGAAUAAACAGAAAAGUUAGUUAAGCUGCGAUACUUUAGCGGAGUUACCGAAGCCUCCAACGUAGAAUUCUUGUCAUUAAAACACUUCACGUUGUUUAGCGCAACGCGGUGUUUGUAGUAGAGAACGAUGAAAUGGACUCAGCUGUGGCGCUCGUGGUUGUUUGGUGUUUUUGUGACUCAAUAAAACAUUUCACUGCAUGAAUCCUUUAAAUCAA